This is a messenger RNA of Nelumbo nucifera (sacred lotus), 1518 nucleotides long. Its product is annotated as peroxidase 73-like. Gene Ontology annotation, biological process: hydrogen peroxide catabolic process; response to oxidative stress. Gene Ontology annotation, molecular function: peroxidase activity; heme binding. The record is from RefSeq and is a predicted model, not a curated record. Lineage: Eukaryota; Viridiplantae; Streptophyta; Magnoliopsida; Proteales; Nelumbonaceae.
UCAGUAUCAGGUAUACGUACUUGUGUGUAUAUGGUACUUAGCCCGAGCUAUGAUCAACGACCAAUUUUAAACUGGAUUAGAUUCAGGUUAUUGUUGUCCAAGAACAAGAGGAAUCGAUCCGACCCGACAUUUACCAGCGCUAGUAGCAUAUUCUGGAAUCAACGAUCGUAUACGACGAGAGCAGGUAGAGAAAGAGAGAGAGAGAGAGAGAGAGAGAGAAUAAGGGGGCGGCCAUGAACUGAAGCCGUCGUCGAUGCCGCCUUCAAACUUCGAAGUCCACGAGUUAAAUGCCCUCCUCAAAAUCAACUUUCAUGGCUGUAAAAAAGAUUCCAGCCAACUGGCGCAUGAUCCAUUUCCUCUCUCUAUAUAUAUUCCUUCUUCGACCUAUCAAAGCAACUCACUCCUCUCUGUCUGUCUCUUCUUUCCUCUUUAGCUUACAGAGACAUUUGCUUGAUUGUUCGAAUUGAUUGAGUGGACGAUGGCAGGCUUCAAAUUCAAUGCUCGAGUGGUCGUAUGGGCACUCGUGCUUAACCUGUGCCUGUUCCCCCAAAUGGGAUCAGCACAACUUAGACGGAACUACUAUGCCAAUAUCUGCCCCAAUGUGGAAAACAUCGUAAGAAACGUAGUAAGGCAGAAGUUUCAACAGACUUUUGUCACCGUCCCUGCGACUCUGCGUCUCUUCUUUCACGAUUGCUUUGUUCAGGGUUGUGAUGCUUCGGUUAUAAUCGCGUCUACACCAAACAACAAAGCAGAGAAGGACCACCCAGAUAAUCUGUCGCUGGCCGGAGACGGGUUCGACACCGUAAUCAAGGCCAAGGCAGCCGUGGACGCUGUUCCUAGUUGCAGGAAUAAGGUGUCCUGCGCAGACAUCCUUACCAUGGCCACCCGUGAUGUCAUUGCUCUGUCGGGUGGACCUUCUUACGCAGUGGAAUUGGGAAGAUUCGACGGCCUGAGCUCAACCGCCAGUAGUGUGACCGGGAAGCUGCCACAACCGACAUUCAAUCUUAAUCAGCUGAGCUCCCUGUUUGCUUCCCAUGGCCUGACUCAGACGGACAUGAUCGCUCUCUCAGCGGCGCACACACUGGGCUUUUCUCAUUGUGGUAAGUUCGCAAACAGGAUAUACAACUUCAGUGCACGGAGCGUGGUGGACCCUACACUUAAUAGGGCGUACGCUUCACAGCUGCAAGCAAUGUGCCCCAGGAAUGUGGACCCAAGGAUAGCCAUCAAUAUGGAUCCAAACACUCCCAGGAUCUUCGACAACGUCUACUACAAGAACCUUCAACAAGGCAAGGGACUAUUUACCUCGGAUCAGGUCCUCUUCUCGGACCCUAGGUCCAGGCCCACGGUGAAUGCCUGGGCCAGUAACUCGGCCGCCUUUCAACAAGCUUUUGUCACAGCCAUUAACAAGCUGGGUCGGGUUGGUGUCAAGACCAGAGGCAAUGGGAACAUCAGACGCGACUGCGCGGCUUUCAAUUGAGGAAAGAGCAUUUUUGGAUGGAUCGGGUAGAGGAAGAGUAA